GCGUUGCAUAAUAUCAGCAGAGUCGGUAGGAGUCGGAAAUGUGCGAGGAACGCGGGUGAAUCUGCCACGCCGCGCGUCGAACAACUGUAUCCUUUCGCAGGGGACACCGGUAUCGAAGGAACAUGCAAGGACACCCGGAUUGGCGACCCACGGUGGUGGUGACGUGCAGUUUGACUAUAGUUCUCCUAGUGAUCAUGUGGAACAUAAAGAGAAAUUGCCCAAGCAAGUCGAAAAAGACGGCAGAGAACGACACAAAGGAAGACGAGGAAGUUCACGAAGAAAUCAUCUGCAAAAAUAACAUAAAUCACAAAGUCGACGUUGCGGUGUGUCCCAGCAACGACACGAUUCCCGAAUUACCCGAUCCAAAAUGGAUGAAAGUGGGUCAAAUUCAAGAGCUAUACGCGUACCCUUUAAAAUCUGGGCGAGGACAGGACGUGAAGGAAUGCAAUUUCACAGAAUUUGGCAUAAGUAUUGAGAAGGAAGGGCGGUUCACCCUUCGAGACAGAAUGUUUCUAGUGUACAACGAGGAAACUGGCCGCUUCCAAACUGGAAGACAAUACCCAACGCUGAUUCUAGUUAGCCUGUCCGCGGUAGACGAAUCCAAGGUGAAACUCGAAGCCGUAGGGAUGCCCAGUGUAAUUUUCAAUGUGCCAAAAUGUUCAGAGGAUAGUCCCGAAGCCGUUCAAUGCACCAUGUGGUGGGGAGAGUCAGUGAAGUGUAUCGAUUGUGGCCCAGAACCUGCUGAAUGGUUAUCAAGAUUUUUAACUGGAAUAAAUUCCGGAUUACGAUUGGGCUGUGCAGCGAUGGACAGACGAAACAUUUCCGUUGGUCCCUGGGAAAAGUACACAGAAGUAUACAAGACUCUCAGGAACGAGGACACUGGCUUGUUCAGCGAUUUGGCCAGCUACAUGCUGAUGUCUACGCGAUCCGUCGAGAUGCUGAACGAGAAACUGGAGAGACCAGUACCUGCCUUACAAUUCCGUCCGAAUAUUUUGGUUUCUACGCAGGAACCGUUCGAAGACGACAACUGGGAGUGGAUAAAAAUUGGCGAACGAGUUGUGGUCAGAAACGUAAAACCGUGUACUAGGUGCAAAUUAAUUCAAGUAAACCCUGACACUGGCAUUAUGGAUGAACAGGAGCCAACGAAAACUCUAAAAACCUUUCGAGAACAGACAGCCCCGGAACGAGUUGCGCUCGAAGGAAAAUUACCAACAAUGGGAAUACUCUGUGGACUAUACGUUCCAGGAAAAGUAAAACUUGGAGACGAUGUAUUCGUUCAUGUGCCUAAUGAUUCCACCGUAGAAACGAAUCAUCGGGAAACCACGAGCUAGAAAGUAGGUUAAAUUUAAAAACGCGCCACUAACGUUAACCCAGCAAUUUGGAAACGAAUACUUCGAAAGUGUUUCCUAAAAAAUUCAGGUAUUAGAAGACAAUACGAUAUACAAUUUUUGAUUACAAUUAUUGUUGACGAGAUGUUAAACCAG
Molecule: messenger RNA, 1484 nt
Organism: Colletes gigas
Lineage: Eukaryota; Metazoa; Arthropoda; Insecta; Hymenoptera; Colletidae
Product: mitochondrial amidoxime-reducing component 1-like
Exons: 7
Coding region: 123-1331 (402 amino acids)
Molecular function (GO): pyridoxal phosphate binding; catalytic activity; molybdenum ion binding
Source: RefSeq, a predicted model, not a curated record